GGGGAGGGGAGGGGGAGAGAAGAAAAAAAAGUCAACUUGAAAGUCUUACAAGAUGCCUCGAAGGAAGCAGGAAGCACCUAAACGGGCUGCAGUGUACGUUCCCGAGGAGGACCUGAAGGCCGGAGAGCUGAGGGAGGGAGAGGACGGUAGCCCUUCUGCCGAGGAGCUACAGGGCAACGGUUACAUGUGCGCUGAGGAAGAGGAGGAAGAGGAGGAAGGAAGCAAAGGCAGUUACAGCUACCAGAACUCUCCAGCCAGUGUCCUGUCCAACCAGGACCCUGAGUGUGACUCGCACUUAAGUGACACCAGCGACAGGUUAGCUGACUUCAAGAGUACUUCCUCCAAAGAUGGGCAGGAGAAGGAAGAGGAACCCAAUGGAGAGCUGAAGAACGGACAGCAAAACAGUCUGGGAGCAAUGCGGGCUGUGUACGCCAGCUUCCUGUCCGACUCCUACUGGUCAAGUCUGGGGUUUGACCUCAAGCAAUCAAAGACUGAAAGGACGAGCUGUAAAAGCAGCAACGAAAGCACCAAGAGUAGUUUCGAUUGGCACCAAGACGCGCUAUCCAAAACACUGCAACAGACUUCCUCAGUCAGGCCAGUGCCUAAGCCAAAUCUCUUCAGCUCCGUACAGUUGUACCGACAGAACAACAAGUUGUUCGGGACUGUUUUCACCGGCGCCAGUCGGUUUCGCUGCAGAGAAUGUAGCGCCGCUUACGACACUCUGGUAGAGCUCACCGUGCACAUGAACGACACAGGGCAUUACCAAGACAACAAUCUCAAAAAGAGCAGCAACAACACCAGCUGCUGGUCCAAGACACGGAAAAGGGCCUUGCAGGAACUGGAGGGGAAGGGCGACGCACAGAAGGUUUUAAAGUGCAUGUACUGUGGCCACUCGUUCGAUUCCCUUCAAGACUUGAGCGUUCACAUGAUUAAAACGAAACAUUACCAGAAAGUGCCUCUGAAGGAACCGGUGCCAGCCAUUGCGUCCAAGCUCGCCCCUCCCCACAAGAAACGCUCGCAGCACGAAGUGCACCAGCCGUGUUCGCCGGACUCGACCACCGGCGUGGCGGGGGCGUUCGCAACGGACGCCCAGAAGAAUUCCAACCCCUACGGGUCGUCCAACAAUCGCUACGGUUACCAGAACGGCGCCAGCUACACCUGGCAGUUUGAGGCGUGCAAGUCCCAAAUCCUGAAGUGCAUGGAGUGCGGGAGCUCACACGACACCCUGCAGCAGCUCACCGCGCACAUGAUGGUCACGGGGCACUUCCUUAAAGUGACCAACUCCGCUUCCAAAAAGGGCAAGCAGAUCGUCUUCGACCCGUUGGCGGCAGAGAAAGCGCAGAGCGCAGCUGAGGGAUCGUCCGACGAAAUCCAGUCCCUGGCGCCCGUCGGUCGGUUGCCCCCGGACUCGCUGACGGCCUCGAUGCAGGAAGAUAAGAAAGAUCAGGAGGAGAAGCAAGAGGUGGCGGAGGAGGCAGAGGUGAAACACAAAGACAAAGACGACUGCAAGGACGACGGCUCGGAGACAAUGUUCGAUCCCACUCUGCAGUAUCAGUACAUUAGAGAGGAGGAUCUGGAAGAAAGCUCAAAGGGAGGCGGCGACAUUCUCAAAUCGCUAGAAAACACAGUGACUUCGGCUAUCAACAAAGCCCAAACUGGGAGCCCAAGCUGGAGUGCGUAUCCGAGCAUUCAUGCCGCCUACCAGCUCCCCGGAGUUAUCAAGCCAUCAAUGCAGCUCGGGACUCAGAUACUGCAAGUUAAACCAAACCUGAAGCCAAUCGCUCCAAAAGUCCGUUACUUCUCGGUGAUAACCAGCAGCCAGAACCAAACCCUUCCGUCCAACAGUGAGCAGGUCAAGGAAGAACCAAGUAGCCCAGCUCACAAGCAGCAGCUUUCAUCCAAGCAGGAAGAAAGCCAGAGUGAGAAAAAGGAAACUAAGCCAAGUCUCCAGUCUGGGGGCGUUUCGCCCUGCAAGAAAGACAGCGACAACCCGGUAAAAGCCGAACCGCCCGGCGAUGUGUCGAGGACGGACUCUCCGUGUUUAAAAGAUGCCGAAGACGUAAAGGAAAGCUUCAAAAAAGAGCCCGUGAGGAGCGGCACCAAGUCUCCGAGUUUUUCUGUAAGCAACGGGUGCUCUGGAAUGACUGUUAUCACAGAUCACCCAUCGGAACAGCUUUCUGUCAGCCCGCUUAGUGCAUUGCAGUCCAUCAUGAACACACACCUCGGCAAAGCUGCCCGGCCUCUCAACUCGAACCCAGACCCUGUAACUAUGUUGUGUAGACUCAAUAAAAGCUUGAUGGAGAAAUCAGCUUCACCACCAAGUCUAAUCAAACCAUCCAGUCUCACUGACCGAUAUUAUUAUGAAAGCAGCGAUCAGCCCAUGGAUCUCACCAAAUCGAAGAGCAGCAAAACUGCCUCAUCAAACCAAGUGAGGUCCUUUCCUUCAAUACCAUCCAAGCAUGCUCUGUCUGAUAUUGCUGACAUGGUGAAGAUCCUCCCGAAAGGUACAACACCCAAACCGUCUACCUCAUCGAAGAUGACAUCAGAGAGGUUAGAGACGGACGUGAGGAGCUUUGAAGAUGUGUCAGCAGAAUUAUUACCAAUGCAGAAGAGAAAAGGUAGGCAGUCAAACUGGAAUCCCCAGCAUCUCCUUAUUUUGCAGGCCCAAUUUGCUGCCAGUCUAUGGCAAACAGGUGAAGGCAAAUAUUUAUUGUCAGACCUGGGUCCGCAAGACCGUAUGCAUAUUUCAAAGUUUACUGGACUCUCCAUGACUACCAUAAGUCACUGGCUGGCCAAUGUGAAAUAUCAACUGAGGAAGACGGGAGGAACAAAAUUCCUUAAGAAUUUAGACACAGGACAUCCAAUUUUCUACUGCAAUGAUUGUGCCUCUCAGUUUAGGACUCCUUCCACAUACAUUAGUCAUUUAGAAGCCCACCUGGGCUUCAGUAUGAAAGAAAUGGCCAAACUUUCUGUACAGCAUGCCAGAGGGGGGAAAGAAGUGUCAAAGGUCACAACUGAGAAGUCAACAGGGGCGACGGUAGCUGAGGACGACACAGGCGGCAAGUUCCAGUGUAAUCUGUGCAAUCGAACUUUUGCUAGCAAGCACGCGGUAAAAUUGCACCUCAGCAAAACACAUGGCAAGUCACCAGAGAACCACUCGCAGUACGUGACUGAAGUACAGGAAGAGUAGCAACUCAAGGUGAGCACCAAAACCCAGUUGCGAUACUGAUCAAAGACAUCCCAAUUGUUUGAGACACAUCGAACAAGUGAGUGAGUGAGUGAGUGUAAAGUGUAUCAGGUUGGAAAGCGGACCAGUCUAUCCGUCCCUUCCCAUCUGUUCACCCAUUCUUUUUUAAAUCGAUAAUGUAAAAUUUUUGGGCAGGAGCUAACAAUUCCAAGUAAUAAAGAUUGUUGUUAAUCCAUCUGUUCACUCGUGGUCUCGAGUGACUGUUGAG
Messenger RNA from Callorhinchus milii (elephant shark), 3455 nucleotides. Its product is annotated as teashirt homolog 2. NCBI's taxonomy places the organism in Eukaryota, Metazoa, Chordata, Chondrichthyes, Chimaeriformes, Callorhinchidae. Gene Ontology annotation, molecular function: DNA-binding transcription factor activity, RNA polymerase II-specific; DNA binding. The transcript has 2 exons. The coding region runs from base 53 to 3190 and encodes 1045 amino acids. Gene Ontology annotation, biological process: regulation of transcription by RNA polymerase II. Gene Ontology annotation, cellular component: nucleus. The record is from RefSeq and is a predicted model, not a curated record.